UUCAUUUUGUGCGGCUUUUUUGGCGUCGUGUUUUUGUGUUAUAUUUUCUCCUAAUUUUUAUUUAAUUCUUUGCGUCAAAUUAAAAUAUAUUAAAUUAUUCCAUAAAAUGCACGACGUUGGUAACUUUCAGAGAAUAGAGAAAAUUGGCGAGGGAACCUAUGGAAUUGUGUACAAGGCGCGAGACACCAAAACGGGCAAGGAUGUGGCCCUAAAGAAAAUUCGCUUAGAAAGCGAGACAGAGGGAGUUCCUUCGACCGCCAUACGGGAGAUAUCCCUGUUGAAAGACCUACAACAUGACAAUAUUGUUCAGUUAUUCGAUGUGGUUGUUGCUGAUGCCAGCCUUUAUAUGGUCUUUGAAUAUCUUAACAUGGAUUUGAAAAAGUUAAUGGACAAAAAGAAAGAUGUCUUCACAGCCAAACUGAUAAAGAGUUACAUGUUCCAAAUGUUCGAUGCCAUUGCCUUUUGUCACACAAACCGAAUUCUACAUAGAGAUUUAAAGCCUCAAAAUCUUCUAGUUGAUGCCUCGGGAAAUAUAAAAUUAGCCGAUUUUGGUUUGGCGAGGGCAUUCAAUAUGCCCAUGAGAGCAUAUACACAUGAAGUGGUAACGCUAUGGUAUAGAGCACCAGAGAUACUAUUGGGUACUAAAUUUUAUGCCACAGGCAUGGAUAUAUGGAGUUUAGGAUGCAUUUUUGCCGAAAUGAUAAUGCGUCGCUCUCUCUUCCCUGGCGAUAGUGAAAUCGAUCAACUCUAUCGAAUCUUUAGAACACUGGGCACACCCGAUGAAACAACAUGGCCAGGUGUUUCGCAAUUACCUGAUUAUAAAGCCAAAUUUCCUCGGUGGGAAAAAACAAAUGUUCCCGAGGUUAUAGUAAAACAUGAGGCAUAUGACCUCUUUAAGGCUAUGAUGGCUUAUGAUCCCAAUGGAAGAAUAUCUGCCAAAAAUGCCAUGCUACAUACUUACUUUGAUAAUUUAGAAAUUGUCAAACAUGUGGAUUUACCCAAAGAGACUUAGUGAUUUUUUUUUGUCAAUAAUUUUACGUCAUAUCCCAACGUUACUGCCACCACGUUACUGCCAAGGAAACUCUUAUACACAAACACACACACACACACACAUAGAAUAAUUAGAUUGUUUUUUUUUUAAUUAUAUUAAUUUGUUUAAGUAAGUAAUGCAUUUAAAAGACUUGUUCUAUUUUAAGAGAGUACUUUAGAGAGUUAAUUUUAUUAUUUCUUAUAGACGAUAAGAAUAAAUGUUUUAUCAAAAACCA
Molecule: messenger RNA, 1265 nt
Organism: Stomoxys calcitrans (stable fly)
Lineage: Eukaryota; Metazoa; Arthropoda; Insecta; Diptera; Muscidae
Gene: Cdk2
Product: cyclin-dependent kinase 2
Exons: 5
Coding region: 107-1012 (301 amino acids)
Biological process (GO): regulation of G2/M transition of mitotic cell cycle; protein phosphorylation; G1/S transition of mitotic cell cycle
Cellular component (GO): cyclin-dependent protein kinase holoenzyme complex; cytoplasm; nucleus
Molecular function (GO): cyclin binding; cyclin-dependent protein serine/threonine kinase activity; ATP binding
Source: RefSeq, a predicted model, not a curated record